AGUUGAGAUCAUAAGACUUGAAAGUGUGCGUUUUAGAGUCAUUUUCUCAUGCGAUUUUGGACAAGUUAACCAUAAAUAUGUCUGAAAGAUCCAAUGCCCUCUUCCCAGGCGUGGCUUUGGUCACUGGCGCCGCAUCGGGUAUUGGACGUCAAGUCGCUAUAUCAUUUGCCAUAGAAGGGUGUCGGAGGCUCGCCCUGUUUGACAAAGACAGCACAGGUCUGAACGAUACCAAGGCGACCAUCAAAACUACGAGCGGAGAUGCAAAUCCAGAUGUGUUCAUCAGACACGUUGAUAACCUUGACACAUAUGAAGUUUCCAGAAACAUGGAACUUGCUAUCAAGCAUUUCGGGCGUAUUGACUAUGCCGUCAACUGUGCUGGAAUAUAUGGUCCGACAAAGCAGAGUCAUGAAGUCACCCCUGAAGAGUUCGAUCAUGUUAUAAAUACCAACUUUCGUGGUCUGUGGCUGUUUGCACGAGAAGAGCUAAAAUAUAUGACCAGUCAAGAUGUUGGAGUUACUCAUGAUGGACGGCCUGGGUUUAGAGGUUCUAUUGUCAAUGUUGGAAGCAACCUCGGCCUCGUGGGGAAACCAAAAACUCCGGUAUAUAGCGCCUCAAAGGCAGCUAUCAUUAGUUUGACGAGAAGUGAUGCUAUCGAUUAUGCCAAAGAUCAGAUUCGUGUUAACUGCGUCUGCCCUGGAGUUAUUGAAACUCCCAUGACGGCUAAUGUUCCGGAAGAUGACCCGGCCGUACAGACUGCCGUCAUGAAAAGAAAAGGGACUCCGCAGGAAGUAGCAGAUGCUGUUUUGUUCUUAUCAAGUCCCAAGGCUUCUUUUAUUCAGGGUGCUGCAUUGUCAGUUGAUGGGGGCUAUACUAUUAGUUAGGGACGUUAAAACAGAUGACAAGAGCACA
Molecule: messenger RNA, 909 nt
Organism: Fusarium oxysporum Fo47
Lineage: Eukaryota; Fungi; Ascomycota; Sordariomycetes; Hypocreales; Nectriaceae
Product: SDR family NAD(P)-dependent oxidoreductase
Exons: 6
Coding region: 78-881 (267 amino acids)
Source: RefSeq, a predicted model, not a curated record